CAGGCUGAUCACGGCAACAUGUUUUUCCUGUUCAGCCCGGGAUAGAGAGUCAAAGUGUUUCCACUUAAAGCUGCUUUCUUUUUCUAGCUCAGUCGCUGUAGGAUGAAAAGCUACAGACGUGAAUUGUGAAUAAGCUUAUGAACGCUUUCAGCAUAUUAAUGAGCUUCCCGCGAAAUGAUGAUCAAAGAUGGCGCCUUUGUGUAAGAAUCCUCCUGAAAAAUAACAGACUUUUAAAAUUCAUGCUUCUUAUUUCGAUGGCUCUUAUCGCUUGUCUUCACCUCGUUAUCUUACCAUCCGCUAGUGGAGGUUACAACGACGAAUGCUUCAUGCCUGAUGAUAAGCGCCGAAUUUUGCGGAUUAUGGUUCAGAAUAUUUCGAAGGCAUUCAACAAACAUGGCGUUCAGUAUUGGCUUGAUUAUGGUGAGUUUCCUGCUCCUAGUAGAUUUAAGCCAAGUUUAGCAGUUCCAAGGAACUUAUUAAAAAGGGUUCAGAGUGAAGUGUCGAAAGAGCUAGAAAGUGAAAUUUUAAUAGCAGCUGAAUGUCACUGAGUUAAACUGUUUAAGCUUACAUUGCGAUCACAGAACCUUAAGACCUACCAAACUGAGCUAUCAGAUUAAAAAAUCUCGUCUUUCUAACAUAAUUUGGGUCAAUGUAGAAUUAAUAACUAUUAAUGUUACAACUAAGAACUAAAAUCGCAGAAUUUUUCGAAUCUCAGUUUUUACUUCGCUCGAAGUUACCGACUGCGAUUUCGUGACUUUAAUAGGUGCGAGUCACGCAAGACUUGCAGAUCGAUUGAGAAGGUCUUCCUAAUAAAAAUCGUUAAAAACAAAACUGGUCUGGAUCAACUCAUAUAUAUUUUGAAGAACGAGGCAUAAUUAACAGGGAAUUGUCAUUACUUGAAUUGAAUGAAGGCUUGCAAUAAGUUUGCUUGAAAUAUAAAAUCGGGAAUCUGGAAUCCUGGAAUUGAGAAUCCGGAAUACAACAUGUUUUAACCUUCUAUUGAAAUUAAAAUAUGCUUCAAAAGGCAAGAACUAGUUCUGGCUAAGCCAGGGACAAAAGUGUAAAAUAAAUUUUGUUUUUAAUUAGGUCUAGGUUUAUACUUAACUAAGAUUCAUUAAUAAGAGCAGAAUUUUAAACGAUUUUAUAUUUGGCGCUGAUUUUUUUUGCGUGCGUUCAUAAAAUGAUACUAGGGACUUUAAGAUAGGUCACUACGGUAGGCUGGGACGGUUGGAUGCGUAUACGGGCGGCCUGGGGCCAUGACGGUAAGAGGCCGCGAAAAUUUUCAAUUUAAGAUCGGACAACAAAACAGGACGGUGAAGUCAUGUGCUAAACCCGCUCGUCAUUUCUUUCGCAGAAGGCUCAAUUACUGAAGAAGAGUUUCUUAUUUUAUACGAAGAAUACCAAUCAGAGGAAUAAGGGUACAAAUUAAAGCUAGCUAGUUUUCAAAACUGUAGUCGAUGUUUUUAUUUUGAACUUUCCUUUCCUCAGCCAACACCUUUUGAGUUAUAAAGAAAUCUUUUCUUGGUAAAAAUACAGUUUUAAGUUGUAAAAAAGACGGCUACAGUCAUCACUGUUAGGCCCAGUUGAAACGUCGAACUUCUCAUGUGCCGAACCUUUUAAAGCACAAAUUACUAAAAUUUAUUUUCACUUGUUUAAAGCAUUCUAGACCAUUGAACAUCGUGAAUCGAGUUCGACUACACUUUAAGUUCGACGCCUGAAUCAACCUCGAACCAUUUGGGUCGACCUAAAUAGGUAUUAAGUUCGGUACAUGAAAAGACCAACGUUUUAACUGGGCCUUACCUUUCUUUUCGGCAAUUUUCCUCAGCCAUGGCGGACGACACUAGGUAGAAAACAAGCAGUCGCCAUGCGGCCGCGAGCUAAGUUAUGAAUGAACUCAGACAUUUUACUUUUUUUUUUCAUUUCACCGAUAGGUAAAUCAAUGAAAACACAAGCCAACGUAUAUUUAACCCAUUGGCUACUCAGUUUUAGAAGAAAAGUGACAAUAAGUAUGCAUGAACUCUUAUCGGUUUCACCGUUGUCUUCACGACGAGAAACCCGGCGAAAACAUACCGUCCCAGAAGGACGACGGUAAAAGGUCACGCGUGUUUUGCGUGACGUGACAUCUAUCUAACCGUCCCAGGCGACCGUAGUCACCUAUCUUAAAGUCCCUACUAUCUUUUACAGUGGAGCCCCUGCAAAACCUUCGUUAAUACGACCUUGAUUCCAUUCUUAGAAGACGAAGACGACUACGCGGACGACUGAGAUUUCAUUUGGAAUUUUUUUUGUUUGUUUUUUUUUGGUUUUGCAUAUUCUAAGAAAAUUGUCAUUUCGGAAAGCUUCAUUUGCCUUUUUUUUUCCACAAAAAAAUUUGCACGGUUAUUUUUUGAAGGAGGUUAAGCCAUCUCCUAAUCGAGAAAUGAUAAAAGAAUCUAACGAUCAAAAACUUGCUUCCGCCAAUACGACGUUUUCGCUAAAACUUGUAGUAGAAAAUCAUGACUUGACGGCUAAUGCGUUUUUCCAAACAACGAUGAUUCACAAAUGCGCACUACUUAGAAUUAAGAAAAUAUCGGAAAAUAGAGACCUUUAGAUUCGAGGACGAGAACCCUGGAGAACGACUACGAGUACGAAAUUUGACCGAGUACAAAAAAUUGACUUUCUGGAAAGCUUCAUUGUACUCCAGGGGCGUAGCUAGGGGAGGGGGGGGGGGAGUCCUGGGGUGCCCGGGACACCCCCCUUGCUAGGCCUUUUUUUGAGCAAACAACCUACAAUAUUCAGGUGGCGAAAACGCCAUGACAAUAUCUUGGCCGUAAAAGCCAUUGUUAAAAAGCCCACUUUUAUAAAAUUUGUUUUUUUGUAAAGUAUUUUCGUCAACGGCUCUUGUCUUUAGUUAACAUGGGCCUUCCUGCCCGCUGAUACACGAGGGAGAGCAGCGGUAUAAACCAUAUAUAGUGGGUGAUCCCCGGAUGGUGAUCUGGUGAGUCGCCUCUGUGACCCCCCUUGAAAAAUCCUGGCUACGCCCCUGUACUCUUGAUUCACCAGAAACGUUAGCGCUGUCAUUUUUAUUGACGGAGGUUAAGCCCUCACCUGAUGGCAAAAUGAUCAAACUUCAAACAUCCACCACUACGGUAUUCACGCUAAAACUCGUUGUAGGCUAAGACGACGGCUAUCACGUUCUCCUGCCAAAAUAGGGACUUUAAGAUCCAACGACGCGACGGCGACGAGAACGUCGCUUAAAAAGUGAAUAUGCGUUCCUUCAGUCUCAAUAGCGAUUAUUCCUACUCACUUACUUUGCCAAAUGUAGGCGAACCUUCCUGAAGCUGAAUUUCAAGGGACCAUAGCCAAGUUUACAAAAGGAAAUAAAAUUUCGUCGUUGAUUGUUAACGUCCUCCACGAAACGAAAAUUAGGCAUUUUCACGCCGUAGUUGUGCAAAAACAGGAAGGAAAUCACUAAGAAUUGUACAAAAGAGCGUGAUGCACGUACAAAGUUGUUGUUUUACUUAUUAAACCAAUUGUUUUUGUGACGUUCUCGUUGCCGUCCGCGUCGUUGAAUCUUUAUAAAGUCCCUAAUGACUUUGGCUCGCGCUCGCGGACUAAUUAGUAUUGAGAAAACCUCGUACUCGUUCUCGUCUUAGAAUCUAAAGCUCUCUAAUAAAGGUCUCCAUUACGACACACAGCUACCUUUUUAAGUCCCCUGUUAUCAUGUUUACAAUUCUAUGUCGUGUGCGCACCCUGUUUUCGACGCAUCACUGUUACUAAGGCCAUUGGGGACCCUCGACGUGUUCAGGAACAAGUGUCGCCCUCCUGUUCAGCACUUGUUUCCGAACAUUGUGAGGCUUUUAGACAUAAAUUCUUGCCUGAAGAUCUCAAGUGCUGACAGGAAAGAACCACAGUGACAAACGCCGGGUUAGGGAGACAUUGCAAAAUUUGAUAAACUAUUCCAGCAUUGACGAGGGAUUGUAUACUUGUUUGCCGUCCGAAAUAGGGUCAGGGGCUCGUUUCUCGAUAGUCCCGAUAAUUAUCAGGCCUGUAAAACUUACAAGGAGAUACGAGGAACGGGCUCCAGGAUUGGAGAACAGUGCGGUGGAUCCCUAUGAAGAACACUCAGGAUUAACUACCCACCCCACCCACCUAGUGAUUAUGAGGUCAAAAUAUUUACCUAAGUUUUUACUAAUUUAUUUUUGUAUUGUUAUUGUAGGGACACUUCUUGGUGCUUACCGCACGGGUGAUAUUCUCCGUCAUGAUCACGAUGCGGAUAUUUCACUUUUACUAAGCUCAGACCCAGGAGAGGCGUUCCGCGAUUUAGCAAAGAUAGGUAUCGUUGCAAAUGGCUUGGUGGCGAAACUCGGACCGGUGUCUCUUGACUUUGUAAGAUGGAAACCUGUAAACACAACGAUUCACGGGAAAACCGAGGUCAUGUUGCACAAAUUUUAUCCUUCAUGGGUAAAGGAUAAUAUGGUGGUUAGGUAUCAUCAUAAGUUAGAGACUUUUCCUCAAUCAUGGGUGAUACCUUCACAGAAAAUUAAAUUCCAAGGAGUUGAUGUAGCUGUUCCUAAUCCCCCAGAAAGGUUAUUGUCCUUCAGGUAUCCUUACACCUUUGGAACGUUUGGAGUCCAGUUUCCUUAUAAGUGGAAGUGCUGGGUUCCCUGUUUGUUAAGAAAGAGCGUUGGGUGCUAAAAAUGUUGGUGCCCUGUGCUUCUGAUUAUGAUCGGACGUUUACCAUCAGAGAAACAGAAUGUUAUGCGGGGCUGAUAUGUGUGCAGUUUGCAAUCAGUACAAUGAAGACUCUAGCCUGCGAGCAAGCUACCCUCCCAACAAGGAUCGUUUGCUUCGAGAGUGCUCGAGGACAAUGAACUUGUGGGACACACUUGAAACAAUGAGAAGACACGCAAGGCUCUCCACUAUGUACAAGAUGUGCCACGGCCUCCUAGAUGGGGACUGGGGGGAUUAUUUGAAAAUAAGCAAAGAAAGGAGAACCCGGGGAAGCCAUGAUUUUAAAUUUAUUGUACCGAAAGGACAUAAAGAUAUUUUUAGAUUUUCUUUUUUUCCCAGGACAAUAACUGAAUGGAACAAACUUCCAGAAGGAACUGUUUCCAGCCAAUCCCUCUGUAUUUUUAAAAGCAAACUAAUUUAGUUUUCUUUUUAUCAGUGGUUUUUUAAUAGUUUUUAAUAGUUUUUUAAUAGUUUUUUAUAGUUUUGUAUAUUCUGGUAUAGUUUUAUUUAUUAUUAUCUUAGAGUUGGCGUGAUGUCCCAAACGAUUUUGCCGACAUAACGAUAUUUAGAUUUAGAUUUAGAUUUAGAUAAAUCCAACACCCUAACCAGGAGCCCACGGCUCCUACCCUAGCGUAAAAGUAUAAAUGUCAGAACGAAAUCCUAUGUCCAAAUAUGAGCAUACUUGUAGAAUACAGUGGAACUCCGCCAUGACCACCUUGCUUCCUGGGGCCGACAUCUCUAUGAAAAUGACUCUUACAGGUAAUAGCAGUUUUAUCUCACUUGUGGUGUUCAGAAUAUCCUGGUUGACACAGGUUUAUAUCUCGCGUGUGGCGAUCGACUGCAUCAGAGAUGUUUCGGCCGCAAGUCGACACCUGAAGGCCGAAGAGACAAACGGUGAAGGAAAAAAAAACUUACUUUUCGCUCGUGUCACUAUAAAGAUUUGACAGAAACCGGAAACCCGCGCAUGAGAAGUCCCUGGCACCCAGAGUGUGCUCUAGUCUCUUUUGCAGCCGUUUUUGUCUCGUCACUCAACGCUCCUCUCAAUUUUCGCGUGACGAGACAAAAACGGCUGAGAGACUAGGUAUGUUUAGGUCGGAAAGCUGAUAUUUUAACCUAUAAAGGCUAUCGCUCAUAAAGAAAUAUCC
Porites lobata is the source of this 5855-nucleotide messenger RNA. The record is from the annotation of a GenBank genome assembly. NCBI's taxonomy places the organism in Eukaryota, Metazoa, Cnidaria, Anthozoa, Scleractinia, Poritidae.